Mesoplodon densirostris (Blainville's beaked whale) is the source of this 468-nucleotide messenger RNA. Its product is annotated as cytochrome b-c1 complex subunit 8. Bases 117 to 365 code for a protein of 82 amino acids. The transcript has 3 exons. The record is from RefSeq and is a predicted model, not a curated record. Gene Ontology annotation, biological process: mitochondrial electron transport, ubiquinol to cytochrome c. Lineage: Eukaryota; Metazoa; Chordata; Mammalia; Artiodactyla; Ziphiidae.
ACUGGUCCUCCCGGAAGUGACCUCAUUGCCUCCUAGAGCGGCGUCCGAUCCUACCGGAAGUGGCGGACGGAGGCUGGUGGAUUUCGCUCUGAGGAGGGCGAGGCGCCGCCGCGACCAUGGGCCGCGAGUUUGGGCAUCUGAUGCGGAUGCGGCAUGUGAUCACCUACAGCUUGUCGCCCUUCGAACAGCGCGCCUUCCCGCACUACUUCAGCAAGGGCAUCCCCAACAUGCUGCGCCGCACUCGGGCGCGCAUCCUUCGCGUCGCGCCACCAUUCGUAGUGUUUUAUCUUGUCUACACAUGGGGAACACAGGAGUUUGAGAAAUCCAAGAGGAAGAAUCCAACUGCCUAUGAAAAUGACAAAUGAGCAACUCAUCUGGAUAAUAGUUCCUUGUCUCUGAAAGACCCUUCUCUGGGAGACGAGUCUACAUUGUAGUGUCUUGAAGACACAAUAAACUUAUUACAGGCUG